Rhinocladiella mackenziei CBS 650.93 is the source of this 1632-nucleotide messenger RNA. RefSeq lists its product as uncharacterized. The record is from RefSeq and is a predicted model, not a curated record. NCBI's taxonomy places the organism in Eukaryota, Fungi, Ascomycota, Eurotiomycetes, Chaetothyriales, Herpotrichiellaceae. The coding region runs from base 1 to 1632 and encodes 543 amino acids. The transcript has 4 exons. Gene Ontology annotation, molecular function: monooxygenase activity; heme binding; oxidoreductase activity, acting on paired donors, with incorporation or reduction of molecular oxygen.
AUGUUACAAAAGCUCCAUUCGCAAGCCGAGCUCUUGAAGACUUCGUUCAAUGCCCUCUCCGGGGAGGCCAAGCUCGGUACUUGCAUUUCUCUUUUGGGCGUAUUUGCCUUCACAUAUUGGUGGCUCUUCACGCCUCGAUAUCCGAAAGCUCCGACUUUGAGGGUUUCAAAGAAACCAUGGAUCUUUGGAGAGCUUGAAGAUGCAAAAUUAUAUGUGACCAACAGCAUCGACUUGCUUCAGAUUGGCUGGGAGCAGUACUCGAAGCAUGGUACCAACUAUUUGCUCAACACGCCCAAAGGAAAAAUUUACAUCGUUGCGCCAAGAUACAUGGAUGAAGUUCGUCGCGCACCAGAGACACACGUUGAUAACACUAUUGCAAACAGCCAGCUGACCCAAGUAGCCUGGACGCUCCACCGCCGUCUUGCGUGGGACCAAUUCCAUUUUCAUACACCUAUCAGCAAAAGUCUCACCGAGAGCUUAGGCCCAAGGCUUUUGGAUGUCGUGGAAGAGGCCAAGAUGAGCAUAAAGGACUACAUUGGUUCCGAGAAGGAUUGGACUCCGAAGAAAAUGUACCCCGUGGGCUUCGAGAUUGUCACACGUACAGCCAAUAGAUUGCUGUUUGGCGAGAAACUGGCACGAGAUAAGGAAUUCCAGGAUCUCUCCGUAAACUACACGAAUGUCCUUUUCGGUGGAGCAGAGAUGAUCCGCAGUUGGCCGAAUUUUGUCAAGCCCUUUAUAAUGUGGCUGCGGACGGAUAUCUAUAGCGCACAAGCUAUAGCCAGAAAACAUUUAUAUCCCGUCAUCGACCAGCGCAUCAAAGCGGAAGAUGCUUACAAUCGAGCCGGUCGGCAAGCAGAGUGGAAGAAGAUUAAGCCUGAUGAUGCAAUCCAAUGGGUUCUCGACGUGGCACCCCCCGACCAGCGAAAAGCGGACAUCACAGUUUAUCGGAUGCUACAUAUCAACAUUGCGGCAAUUCAUACGAGUAGCAUUACCCUGCUUGAGGCGUUUUACUUCCUGGCUAUUUUCCCAGAGUUUCAUGAUGAACUCCGAGAUGAGAUUGUCCGCGUGUUCCGCCAGGAGAAGAAAUGGACUAAACAGGCUUUGACACACCUGAUGAAACUCGAUAGUUUUCUUACAGAAGCUCUUCGAUUCUGUCCCUUCACUGCUCUGAAAAUGCAGCGAUAUACGGUUAAAGAUUGGACCUUGAGUGAUGGUACUGUCAUUCCUAAAGGGGUCUAUUUUUGGUGCAAUUUUACCGCACUAUCCCUAGAUGAAGACACAUACAAGGAUGCGCAUCGAUUCGACCCUUGGAGGAUGUAUCGCAAGAGACAAGAGCCAGGACAAGCAAACCAGCACCAGUUUGUGAUGACUUCCGACACUAACUUGACCUUUGGGCACGGCAAGAAAGCAUGCCCCGGUCGUUUCUUUGCAGCCAACGAAAUUAAAAUAUUGAUGGCUCUGCUAAUUACAAACUACGAGAUCCGCUGCACGAAUAUUCGAGGAGUCGAGGAGAUUCGAAGAGGUGGAUGGAUCAACAUUACGAAGAAUCCCAUCAACCAUCCUAUCGUCGACUUCAAACCCAGAGACGACCAAAUUCCCGAAGAUAUCAGACACUUAUUCCUGGAUAUCUAA